Molecule: messenger RNA, 9991 nt
Organism: Xenopus tropicalis (tropical clawed frog)
Lineage: Eukaryota; Metazoa; Chordata; Amphibia; Anura; Pipidae
Gene: scn8a
Product: sodium channel, voltage gated, type VIII alpha subunit
Exons: 27
Coding region: 315-6278 (1987 amino acids)
Biological process (GO): sodium ion transport; transmembrane transport; monoatomic cation transmembrane transport
Cellular component (GO): voltage-gated sodium channel complex; plasma membrane; membrane
Molecular function (GO): monoatomic cation channel activity; monoatomic ion channel activity; voltage-gated sodium channel activity
Source: RefSeq, a predicted model, not a curated record
AAACUUGUCUCCCCACCGCCACACCGUCCCACCGUCCCACCGCCCGCUUCCUUCCCUGCCUUCCCGCAUCUCCGCGGCUCCUCCCACUCACAGUGCGCUCACGUGACCGAGUGAUGUCAUCAGAGGUCCUUCUCUCCCUGUAGAAUGUAGCAGCAGCAGCAGCAGGCAGCAUGGCGACGGGCGCAGUUCCUCCUGCUGCAGCCUCCCCACCUCUGCAGUCCGGCGGCGCCUGCGGGGACUCGCUCUAGAGCUGCGGCCAAAGUUGACCUGUCCUAGGUGCUACUUAAUGGGAGAAGUUGCUGCAGGAUGAAAAGAUGGCAGCUCCGCUUAUGGCACCACCUGGCCCUGAUAGCUUCAAAGCUUUUACUCGUGAAUCUUUGGCUGCCAUUGAAAAGCGCAUAGCCGAGGAGAAGAAUAAAAAGCCACCAAAGCAAGACAGUAGCCACAGAGACGAUGAUGAUGAGAAUAAACCCCGUCCAAACAGUGAUCUGGAAGCGGGCAAAGGCGUGCCGUUUAUUUAUGGCGAUUGUCCUUCACGCCUGAUUGCUGAGCCAAUCGAAGACUUAGACCCUUUUUAUUUACACACAAAAACCUUUAUAGUACUAAACAGAGGAAAAACAAUCUUCAGAUUUAGUGCCGCGCCUGCCUUGUAUAUUUUAAGUCCUUUUAAUCCACUAAGAAAAUUUGCUAUUAAAAUUUUGAUACAUUCAUUAUUUAGCAUGAUCAUUAUGUGCACUAUUUUGACCAACUGCGUAUUCAUGACUUUUAGUAAUCCUCCUGAAUGGUCCAAACAAGUGGAAUAUACGUUCACUGGCAUUUAUACAUUUGAAUCACUUGUGAAAAUCAUUGCGAGAGGUUUUUGCAUAGACGGCUUUACAUUUUUGCGGGACCCAUGGAACUGGCUAGAUUUCAGCGUGAUAAUGAUGGCAUAUGUGACAGAGUUUGUGGACCUUGGGAAUGUCUCAGCGCUGAGAACAUUCAGAGUUCUCCGAGCUUUGAAAACUAUCUCUGUCAUUCCAGGCCUGAAGACCAUUGUAGGUGCCCUAAUUCAGUCUGUGAAGAAGCUGUCAGAUGUAAUGAUUUUGACAGUGUUUUGCCUCAGUGUCUUUGCUUUAAUCGGUCUACAGCUUUUCAUGGGCCAUCUAAGGCGCAAAUGUGUUGCUUGGCCUGUGGACAUGGACCAGAUGUACUUGGCCAAUGGCAGCAAAGGAUUCGAUUUUGACGAAUACAUCAUGAAUGACACAAACUUUUUUAAAGUCCAUGGAGCAAUCGAUCCGUUACUCUGCGGUAAUGGCUCAGACGCUGGGCAAUGCCCAGAGGGAUACACAUGUAUGAAAGCAGGGAGGAACCCAAAUUAUGGCUAUACUAGCUUUGAUACAUUUAGCUGGGCCUUCUUGGCUUUAUUUCGCCUUAUGACUCAGGAUUUUUGGGAAAACUUGUACCAGUUAACAUUGCGUGCUUCUGGAAAAACAUAUAUGAUCUUCUUUGUCUUGGUUAUCUUUGUGGGGUCAUUUUACCUGGUGAAUUUAAUUCUGGCUGUAGUGGCCAUGGCUUAUGAAGAACAAAACCAAGCCACCUUGGAGGAAGCAGAGCGGAAGGAGAAUGAAUUUAAGGCAAUGCUGGAACAGAUGAAAAGGAUGCAGGAAGAAGCUCAGGCUGCAGCAAAUGCUACAUCUGCUGGCACAGUGACUGAGGAUGCUGUGGAAGAUGAAGAUGGAGAGGCCCGGAUGUCUCACACAUCUUCUGAGUUCUCCAAACCAAGUUCAAAGAGUGCCAAGGAAAGGAGAAAUCGUAGAAAGAAGCGGAAACAGAAAGAAUUGUCUGAAGGGGAAGAGAAAGGAGAUAGUGAAAAGGUGUACAAGUCUGAGUCUGAAGAUGGGGUAAAAAGAAGAGGCUUCUGGUACCCUGAUAAUAGACUGGGAAGAAGGUUUUCAAUCAUGAACCAGUCUCUUCUGAGCAUACCAGGGUCUCCAUACCUAUCAAGACACAACAGCAAGAGCAGUAUAUUCAGUUUUAGAGGACGUUUCAGGGAUCCAGUCUCUGAAAAUGAGUUUGCAGAUGACGAACACAGCACAGUAGAAGAGAGCGAAGGCCGACGCGAUUCCCUUUUCAUCCCAGUCCGUGGACAUGACAGAAGGAACAGCUACAAUAGUGGUUACAGUCAGGGCAGUCGAUCGUCUCGCAUCCUCCAGAACCUGCGGAGAAAUCCGAAAAGGAAUAGCACGGUGGAUUGUAACGGCGUGGUCUCUCUGAUUGGUGGUCCAGGCUCCAAUAUCCCUGGUGGACGUCUUCUGCCUGAGGUGAAAAUAGAUAAGGCAGCUACUGAUGACAGCCCUACAACAGAAGUAGAAGUGAAAAGGAAGCCUUCAGGAUCUCUUCGUGUGUCCAUGGACCAGUUGACUGCAUCUUUUGGAAGGAAGAGAGCCAAUAGUAUUCUGAGUGUUGUAACUCAGACUUUAGUGGAAGAGCUGGAGGAAUCACAAAGAAAGUGUCCCCCUUGUUGGUACAAAUUCGCAGACACCUAUCUAAUAUGGACUUGCUGUCCUUUGUGGAUUCGCAUUAAAACCAUUGUGAACAUGAUUGUAAUGGAUCCCUUUGUGGACUUGACCAUCACCAUUUGUAUUGUUCUUAACACUUUAUUUAUGGCUAUGGAACACUAUCCAAUGACACCACAUUUUGAAAAUGUUUUGGUUGUGGGAAAUCUGGUUUUCACUGGCAUUUUUACAGCAGAAAUGUUCUUGAAGUUGAUAGCGAUGGAUCCAUAUUACUAUUUUCAGGAGGGCUGGAACAUAUUUGAUGGUUUUAUUGUUUCGCUCAGUUUAAUGGAAUUAGGACUUCAGGACGUUGAGGGGCUUUCUGUGCUGCGCUCCUUCCGCUUGCUGAGAGUCUUCAAACUAGCUAAAUCAUGGCCGACAUUAAACAUGCUGAUAAAAAUCAUUGGGAAUUCUGUUGGUGCCUUGGGGAACUUGACCUUGGUGCUUGCCAUUAUCGUUUUCAUUUUUGCUGUAGUGGGCAUGCAGCUGUUUGGCAAAAGCUAUAAGGACUGUGUCUGCAAGAUAAACCCAGAAUGUGUAUUGCCACGCUGGCACAUGAAUGAUUUUUUUCAUUCCUUCCUUAUUGUUUUCCGGGUAUUAUGUGGAGAGUGGAUUGAAACCAUGUGGGACUGCAUGGAGGUUGCUGGACAAGCCAUGUGUAUUAUUGUCUUCAUGAUGGUGAUGGUCAUUGGUAAUCUGGUGGUGCUGAACCUUUUUCUGGCUUUACUGCUGAGCUCAUUUAGCGCAGACAACCUGGCAGCUACAGAUGAUGAUGGGGAGAUGAACAACCUGCAGAUAUCUGUCAUUCGAAUCAAAAAAGGGAUUGCUUGGAUUAAGCUCAAAGCGCAUGAUUUUAUGCAAAAGCAUUUUAAAAAGAAAGACGCCGAUGAAGUUAAACCUCUGGAUGAAAUGUAUGAGAAGAAGAUGAACUGUUUGGCAAACAAUACAGGUGCUGAUAUCCACAGAGAUAUGGAUUACCCAAAGAAUGGAAAUGGAACUACCAGUGGCAUUGGGAGUAGUGUGGAAAAAUACAUGAUAGAUGAGGAUCACAUGUCUUUCAUACAUAACCCUAACCUCACCGUUAAAGUGCCCAUUGCAGUUGGAGAGUCAGAUUUUGAAAAUCUUAACACGGAGGAUUUCAGCAGUGCGUCUGAUGAAGAAGGCAGCAAAGAUAAACUGGAUGACACCAGUUCUUCAGAAGGAAGUACAAUUGAUAUAAAACCAGAAGCUGAGGAAGUUCCUGUAGAGCAACCAGAAGAGUAUUUAGAUCCGGAUAACUGCUUUACUGAAGGCUGUGUGGCUCGUUUUAAGUGUUGCCAAGUCAGUGUGGAAGAAGGUUUGGGUAAAAGUUGGUGGACACUGCGGAAAACCUGUUUCCUCAUAGUGGAGCACAACUGGUUUGAAACCUUCAUCAUUUUCAUGAUAUUGUUAAGCAGUGGAGCGCUGGCCUUUGAGGAUGUUUACAUAGAACAGCGGAAAACCAUUCGAACGAUCCUUGAAUAUGCAGAUAAAGUUUUCACUUACAUUUUCAUAUUGGAAAUGUUGCUGAAAUGGUUGGCAUAUGGAUUUGUGAAGUUCUUCACUAAUGCCUGGUGUUGGCUAGACUUCCUCAUUGUUGAUGUCUCUUUAGUAAGCCUUAUAGCUAAUGCCCUGGGCUACUCGGAACUAGGUGCCAUUAAGUCCCUUAGGACCUUAAGAGCAUUGAGACCCCUAAGAGCCUUGUCACGAUUUGAAGGGAUGAGGGUGGUAGUUAAUGCCUUGGUUGGUGCCAUCCCUUCAAUUAUGAAUGUGUUGCUGGUCUGCCUUAUAUUUUGGCUGAUUUUUAGUAUCAUGGGUGUUAACCUGUUUGCGGGCAAGUACUACUACUGCUAUAACGAAACGGCAGAAGGCAUGUUUGAAAUUGAAGACGUGGAAAAUGAAACACAAUGUUUUGACCUUAUUGGAAAUAAUUAUACCGAAGUUAGAUGGAAAAAUGUGAAAAUCAACUUUGACAAUGUUGGAGCUGGAUAUCUUGCAUUGCUUCAAGUAGCUACUUUUAAAGGCUGGAUGGAUAUUAUGUAUGCAGCAGUAGACUCCAGGAAGGUUCACCAGCAACCAAAAUAUGAGGACAACAUUUAUAUGUACAUUUAUUUUGUAAUCUUCAUUAUUUUUGGCUCUUUCUUCACUCUAAAUCUGUUUAUUGGUGUCAUCAUUGAUAACUUCAAUCAACAAAAGAAAAAGUUUGGAGGUCAAGACAUCUUCAUGACAGAAGAACAAAAAAAGUAUUAUAAUGCUAUGAAGAAACUGGGCUCUAAGAAACCACAAAAACCCAUACCCAGGCCACUAAAUAAAUUCCAAGGAGCCAUUUUUGAUAUAAUCACACAACAAGCAUUUGAUAUUGUGAUUAUGAUUCUGAUUUGUCUUAACAUGGUGACAAUGAUGGUAGAAACCGAUGACCAGAGUGAUUACACAGAUAAUGUUCUCUACUGGAUCAAUGUUGUUUUCAUUGUAUUUUUUACCACUGAGUGUGUGCUAAAGCUGUGUGCACUGCGGCAUUAUUACUUUACCAUCGGAUGGAAUAUUUUCGACUUUGUUGUUGUAAUCCUUUCAAUUGUUGGAAUGUUCCUGGCUGAUUUGAUCACAAAAUACUUUGUGUCACCCACUUUGUUCAGAGUCAUUCGUCUGGCUCGUAUUGGCCGCAUACUUCGCUUAAUCAAGGGAGCCAAAGGGAUACGGACCCUGCUUUUUGCCUUAAUGAUGUCAUUGCCGGCUUUGUUCAACAUCGGCCUUCUUCUGUUUCUAGUGAUGUUUAUAUUUUCAAUAUUUGGUAUGUCGAACUUCGCUUAUGUGAAGAAGGAAGCAGGGAUAGAUGACAUGUUCAACUUUGAAACCUUUGGCAAUAGUAUGAUCUGCUUAUUUCAGAUCACUACAUCUGCUGGCUGGGAUGGCUUGUUGCUGCCUAUCCUAAAUCGUCCGCCAGAUUGUGAUGCGCACAAAGAGAAUCCAGGUAGUCAAGUGAAAGGUGACUGCGGAAAUCCUUCUGUUGGCAUCUUUUUCUUUGUCAGCUACAUUAUAAUCUCUUUCCUGAUUGUAGUGAACAUGUACAUUGCUAUCAUUCUGGAAAAUUUCAGCGUGGCAACUGAAGAGAGUGCUGAUCCUUUAAGUGAGGAUGACUUUGAAACCUUUUAUGAAAUUUGGGAGAAAUUUGAUCCAGAUGCAACACAGUUUAUCCAGUUCAGCAAACUGCCAGAUUUCGCAGAUGCCUUGGAGCAUCCACUGCGAAUCCCCAAGCCAAACACCAUUGAACUAAUUGCAAUGGAUUUGCCGAUGGUGAGUGGUGACAGAAUUCAUUGUCUGGAUAUCCUAUUUGCCUUCACCAAACGGGUACUUGGAGAGAGCGGAGAGCUGGAUAUAUUGCGCCAGCAGAUGGAAGAGAGAUUUGUGGCUUCAAACCCUUCAAAAGUGUCUUAUGAGCCCAUUACCACCACACUCAGGCGAAAGCAAGAGGAUGUAUCUGCGGUUGUUAUCCAGCAAGCUUACAGGCGCCAUUUAGUCAAACGAGGGUUUAUUUCUAGAAAGCGUUCAACUGGCAAAAUGGAGAAUGGGGGAACCAACAUGGAUAAAAAAGAGGGAACGCCAUCUACUGCAUCACUCCCAUCAUAUGACAGUGUAACUAAACCUGACAAAGCAAAACAAGAAAGAAUAGAAGAUGCAAUUAGAGAGAGAGCUAAAAAACAAAAAUCUGUCAGGGAAUCAAAGUGUUGAAAAAAAAAAUGUAAACAUUUCAUAUUUGCAAGCAAAAGAUUGUUUACAAAUUUAAUAAAUUUAUCAAUGCAGAUCAGCUAUUUAGACACUUACCUAAAGAUCAAUACCAAACAGUCUGCUUAUUGUGACUUUGUUGCAUCAACAGCAGUGGCACACCUGUUUAAAAGACUGUAACAAGAGCCUUCAAUAUGGAUUUUAUAUUUUUGGACAGGUGAAUACUGCAUGUUCCACAUCAGUCAAUGCAACUUAGGGGAAAUCAGAGCUGCAGGGAUCAGUAUAAUCCCAGAGCGGCCAAAUGGAGUUUAUUUUCUCAUAUUAUUGUGAAAAUGAAAAAAAGCACCACUUGGGGGUUUGUCCAUGCAAAACUGUAUUUGCAAUGUUACAUUAGUUAAGCAGCAUAAUAAAAAAAAAAAAGGAAACAAAAAUCUGGCAAAAAAAAAAAACAACAAAAAAAUCAAAAAACAUUAAGCCCAUGCCAUAUAAAUGUCACAGUUUAUUUGAUAUAUCUGCAUAUUUUUUCUACAUGGGCUUCAUGUGGUUCGGGAGAUGGGAAAUCAGGUUAAACUUCGGGCUGAGGGGCAUUUUGCUCAGGCCGAUUCCAAAUAAAUAAAUUUUGUGCUCGUUCAAUGCAUAGAAAUGACUUGCAUGAUGGCAUGCUGUGAUCAGGAAUCAUGCAUGAAGACUCAUAAAACACAGGACACCAGUACUCUGUCCACUGCAGUGGGAAGGCUGUAAGUCUGAGGCACUCCACUGAAUACUGAACACUGUAUUUGGAGGUAAUUAAUAUAUACCCUUCACCAAUAUUUACCAAAACCUUUUACACAUCAUGAUUAGCAAUUAAAGCAGACCGAAAGAUUUGUGUAUGUUUAUUAAAAGGUUCUUUAAAUACCAUCACCGCUGCACACAAUACCAACAAAUGAGAUAACUAGUUGCUGCUCAAGAUUUUUUUUUUUUUCGUUGUUAUGGGAUACUAAAAAUAAGACUAGCUUCUACUACUAUGUCACUGUAAACCAAAACUUAGGGCUUAUUGAAUUCUGCUUUUGUAUUUGCAAUCUUUUUAGUCUCCAUUACACAGAGGGCAGAAGAACCACGAUAUUUGGAAAAAAGACUUUUUUUUUUCUGUGGUGGAUAUUGGGAAAUGCCAUUAUGUUUUGUUGCAAAUGUUUAUGCAAAUCACUGUUCUUUGUAUAAACAAUGUUUGGAUAAGAAAAAAAAAACUAUGUUCAUUCUGUCCCCCUACUGGGGUAAUUUGUAUCUUGGCACUUUAAUACUGCAUGUUUUCUCUUUUUCUAGCCAUAUUUAAAAGUUAUUUUCACACAUCCACUUAAAAAACAAAGGACAACAUGGUGCAAAGCAAAAAUAUCAAUAUACUUCAUCCAAUCAUCUUCAACCAUGUUGCCUGGCACCAGUUGUUCUCUAGUGACAGGGAUGAAGUUAAAGAAAUGGGGGGGGGGGGGGGGGCUCUGGAAAUGCCGGGGUCUUCAUAUGAAUGUGGGGAAAACAUAAAUCAGGGAUGUACAACCUGCAGCCCUCCAGUAGUUGUUGUGGCCCUCCAGCGUAGGUUGGACCUGCCUUAUUUAUAUCAUGAAGAGCUGAAUAACAUUAGUUAUAAAAUAUAAUAUAUCCUUUCUACUUUUACCAACUCCACGACCCACCCUCCCUCUAAAGGGUCCCCUGUGAUGCUGGAGGCCCAGGGCUAAUACCCUCUCUGCCCUACCCUAAAACCAGCUCUGUCUACUUGUGCUAGACAUUAUCCAACAUGGAAUAUGCAUUACUUUACAUGUGCUUAUUUACAUUUUUAAAUAAACAGCAUAGCACUCCCUGUAUCUUGCAUCAUUAUCAUGUUUUGGAUGAAACACAUUUGUAGUAAUUUAGCCUGUAGCGUUUAAGACCCUGGAAAUUAAGAAAGCUUUAAACUACUGUCCAAUCUUUUGCAACUUUUACAUCUGGAAACAUCCUCAUUUCACAAGGUCUGAAGAGAACACCUUGCUGGUGCUGCGGAAAUUUUAUGCAAAAAAAAAAAGCAUGCCUUCUUCUGUGUUCCAAGUGAUGAAACGUUUGCUAAAUGAGUAUGUGGUGUAAGAGGAUUCAACAUGCCGAGUGUGUGGACCAAACCGUUGUUUCAUAUUAAAUCAAUACAAGAUGCAUUAAGAGGCAUUGUACUGUACAUUGUCAUUAGCAGACCUUCAGGUCCAAGUUUUUCAGUUUUACUGUACAUCACUUAGAACCAUAUCUCUGUGCCAAGUGGGACUUCUUAGCUCAAUUACUAGACAAUUGCAGUGGCAUCAGUGAAGCUGAUAAAAUUGGAAACUGAUUUGCGGCCGAGAAGCGAUUUCUAACUCCGUAGAAUAGUUUUUUUUUUCCAUUUGCUGCUACGACAGAAUGUAUUAUAUUAACUUCCAUACGUAUGUACAGACUAUGUUGUAAACAGCACAAAACAAAACAAAAAAAAAAGCUGAGAAAGUGUGGUUCUACUUUUUAAGAGGAUAUUAUAAAUGCUGUAAUAUAACCAUUUUAUUUUAUUGACUUUUUUUUGUAAAUACAAAGAAAACGAAGACAAAUUAAAUAGAAUGGCUUCUGGCGCGUGGCAUCGUCCUCUUUUAUCUUUUAUUUUGUAAGAUUUUAGAACAAAUGUAUAUCCCUAGAGAUAAACGCGAACCUUAUCACCAAUGGUCUAUUGUUCCAAUGUGCAAUAAAAUCUGACCACUUCUAUGCAAAAUUUGGCUGACCUUCAUAUACAUAUUUUUAGGUGGUGGGGAACAAAUAGUUAAUUCAUAAUCACUGCUAGGUACAGUUUAUUGCUGAGGCUGGUGAUAUCACAAUGCUACUUUUUACAACCUGUCUGAACUGAUUUUGAUUUUUCAGUUUAUUUUUUUACUGUAUGAUGUUUUAUCUCAAACCUUUUAGGAAUCCCACGUUUGUUUUAUUUGUUUACAUUCAGCCGCAUAAUGUUUAAAUGUUUGCUAGCGUGAUUCUUUUUGAAGUAUAGGUAGCAGAGUGACCUCAUCACCAGCAGUACAAUGGCAGGUAACAGGUACUGAGAAAUCAAUGUCUACAUGUUUUUGUAUUACCUUCAUUCGGGCAAGGGGAGGGAUGAUGGAAAAACUGAGCUUCACUAAAUAAAAAGUACCAAUGCAUUUUGUAGUCUUUGAUGCAAUGUUUCUAUAAAGUCCACUAGUUAGGGAAAUGAAAAGACCACAUUUUUGGUAGGUUGAUUGUUACUGUUACUCCCAGAGGAGCCAAUCAGUGAAUGAAAUGAUGAGAUUGUGCACAAGAUUGGAAGUCGUUUUUGCUUUUUGAGGCAUGUAUGCGAGAGAUUUGUCUUUUGCGCUAACGGGAAGAAAGACUAUGUAUAAAGGCCACACUCUGAGUUUUUCUUAGUUCUUUUUCUUUCGUCCUCUCACAACUGUCUUUCUCUCUCUUACACUUUCUCAUUUCAAGGGACAACUCUUGUGUCCAACUUUUUUCAUUCUCACAUUUGUAUUUUACGUUUGUGACAUCUUUUUCCCUUUCUUUAUCAUGCAUUUUUAUACUUUCUCCUUUAUUUUCAAAUUUUUGUGUCCGUGUUAAAUUAUGUAACGGAACUCUAGUAAUGAAUAAUGUGUUAAAAUAAUGCAUGGUGAUUCAUGCUGAUCGUACCCAAACUGGAAAAAAACCUGACAUUACUACUACUAUAGGCCAAAAUGAAAAUAAAAGUUAGCCUUUUUACUGUA